Messenger RNA from Cooperia oncophora, 768 nucleotides. NCBI's taxonomy places the organism in Eukaryota, Metazoa, Nematoda, Chromadorea, Rhabditida, Trichostrongylidae. The record is from the annotation of a GenBank genome assembly.
AUGUUCGAGGAAAAGCUCAUCGUUGGCGUGGCUUCGGGCUGCUCUACCUUGGCCAUUGUGGCCUGCCUGAUUGUGGUUCCGUCGCUAUACUACACCAUCAACGAGAUCCACGAUGAGUCACCGUUGCUCCCUCCAACCAAGCCACGUGAGAAUCCCUUCGGCUCUAUCUUCCGUAGCAAGAGGCAAGCCGGUCUUCCCUCAUUCUGCCAGUGCACGCCUCCAACCGUCAACUGCCCACCUGGACCUCCCGGACCUCCUGGACAGCCUGGACAACCUGGACAACCUGGAUUACCUGGUCAGCCUGGACAGGACUCCACUACCACAUACGCUCCCAUCAACUGCCCUGCUCCACCCACUGGUUGCAUCACUUGCCCACCUGGACCGGCAGGACCGCCCGGACCAGAUGGAAACCCUGGAGGCCCAGGACCCAAUGGAAACCCAGGAGAUGCUGGAGCACCAGGAAACCCAGGAGGCGAUGGACAACCUGGACAGCCCGGACAAAGCGGCACCACUUCCACCAACACUCCCGGAGGACCUGGACCAGCUGGACCACCUGGAGCUCCCGGAAAUGCAGGAGGACCCGGACAGCCAGGAGGUAACGGAAACGAUGGACCACCCGGACCACCAGGACAGCCAGGAGCACCAGGACAGCCAGGAAACGAUGGUCGUCCAGGAAACCCAGGAGGCACAGCACCACCAGGAAAUGAUGCCUCCUACUGCCCAUGCCCCCCUCGCUCAUCUGCUUUCGUGCGCGCUGCCAAGCACUGA